AGAGAGAGAGAGAGAGCAGCUCAUGUGCGCCACUGAACCCUCAGCUUUCUUUCCUCAUGUCGCCAUUCAGAAAGUGGAUAGUGGAUGUUCUCAACAUUUGGAUGCUCAAGCGAUCCUCAGUUUGGAGUCUUCAGCUUCCUGCGGAAUGAAGGAAAUGAACUUAAACCUGAAGUUUUAAGAUAUUUCUAAGGGACUGAGUGAGAGAUCGGAGUGUAACUUUGCGGAACACUUUGCGGCUCCUGUGCGUAACGCGCGCUCCGUAUCGUUUUUUUUUUUUUUUACCUGUGAUUGAGCUGUGAUUGUUUUUUUGUUUGCUUGUUUGUUGUAACUCUAUUUCGACCUGAUCCUUUAUUCUGUACAUCAUGGAGCGCAGUACUUUCCUCCUGUGUGUUGCUGCACUGUUGCUGCACGGAUGCAUUAGUUCAGCGGGAUCUUACACACCACCGACACACACUCAGCACGCGCGCGCCGUCAGCAGACACAGGAACUGGUGUGCCUAUGUGGUGAUGAAAUCUGUUAGCUGUGUAAUGGAAGAUGGUGUGGAGACCUACGUGAAGCCUGAAUACCAGCCGUGCGGUUGGGGGCAGUGCUCUCGGGUUGUGGUAUAUCGGACCUUCAGAAGACCAAAGUACAAGAUUGCUUACAAAAUGGUGUCAGAGAUGGAAUGGAAGUGUUGCAACGGUUACUCGGGUGAAGACUGCACCAACGGCCCCAAUGGAGACCCACGGCUCAACAACAGUGGACCUUCUACAUCUGGAGCUAGCACUGGGAAUGAACAGAGUGGUGGAAAAGGCAGUGGGGAUCAUGAUAAAAUCAUCCAACUUGAGGAAAAGAUUCAGAGUCUGUCUGAUAAACUAGGUAAAAUGCAGUCCACAUUAGAGGGAGUGAAUCAAAGACUACAUGGAGAGUCACAUGCUGACGCAGCACAACCAGAAAUGAGAGAAACCAUUAACAGUAUUCAGACCAAGCUGGAUCUGCUUGACAACAUGACGCAAGUGCAUGACAGGACCAUCGUCAGUAUAAACAACCAUCUGGUCAGUGAUGAUCAAUACAGCAAAAUGAAGGAUGAGAUUCUACGGGAACUAGAACUUCGCAUCACGCUCUCCUGCUCCGCCUGCCAGAGUGGAGUGGAGAACAUUCGGCAGCAACAGCAGGAGGACAGGGAGAGAAUCCGUGCCCUGGAAAAGCACAUAAGUGUCAUGGAGCUUCAUCACAGGCAGACAGUUGAGGUCUUGCAGAGGGAUCUGGCCCGCUCACAGACCUGCUGUGAUGGCUCCAUGGCGGACCUGGAGAAGCGAGUGGGUGCAGUGGAAAAGAAGGUUAGUUCCACAGCAGAAGCAUAUGACGUCCUACAGGGGCGCAUUGAGAAAGAGUUGAAAGGAACCAGUGGGAAUACAGGACGAGAAAAGGGAUCAGAGGAGAAGCUAAACAGCCGUUUGAGAGAGCUGGAGCGCCGACUGAACGGAACAGUGAGGAAAGCUGAGCAGAAAUGCUUUCACACCGAGACCAGCAUGAAGGAGCUUCUGCAAAGAGAACUCAGCAAGAUACGAAACUCUGUUCUUUGGCAAAAUCAAUAUGACCUCAGACUUUCUAAUAUUGAGCUCGACAUGAGGGACAUAAAGGAUAACGUCGAUGUCCACAAUGAUCGCCUAAGUGAGUUGGAAAAUAAGACAUCUGUCUUUGACAGCAAGUUGUCAUCAGUAGUAGUUUUGUGUGCAGAUACAUGUGCAGCACAAGAAAACAAGACUGAGGAUGUUGUGAAAACAUUGGAGUGGAAAGUCAUUGCCAAUCAGGAAGACAUUCAGAGGUUUGACACCAGGCUGAAAGAUCUCUCUGUGUCUGGUGACUCCAUGAGGAACCACAUUUCAGACUUAAGCCAGAACGUUCAGGAAAUCACGGCUCUGGUGGGUGAGAAUGGAGAGAAUUUUAAUAAGAUUGUCACAGAAGUGGAGACAUUAAAGGCUAACUGUGACAGUUGCAGUACUGCAUUUAGUGACAUGGAGAACGAACUCAGGAGCUUGAAAAACACAACCCUCAGAACCUUUGAGAAAUAUCAAGGUGAAUUCACCAAAUUGCACAGAAAAGUGAACUCUGAUGAAAGUGCAUGCUCACAGGUCUGCUCCAACCUGCAGGAGGAAGUGGGCAAGCUUAAAGAGGAAGUGGAGAAAUGUCAAGAACAAUGCCAGAUUAGUAGGACCGAACACCAGACACACAUAGAUGGUCAGAAUUUCAUAAUUAACACAACAGUAAAGGAUCUCCAGUCCAUUCAGGGUGAGCUCUCAGCAAUCAAGCUGAACUUUAACUCCAUCAAUGACACCGUGAAUAAACUGGGUCACACCGUACAGAGACACGGAAGCACUUUAACUGAAAUGGGUGCUACGAAGAAUAAAAUCUUUUCACAGAUCGACAAGAUCCAGGACGAGCUGGACGAGCACCUGGAGGACAGUCAGGAACAGUUCAAAAACAUUAACAACAAUAUUCAAAAUGUCAAUAGCAAUCUGUUGGAGCAGAUGGGACAAUGCAAACGUGCUGGUGAGGGGCUGCAGAAGAGGCUUUUGAAAAUGGAGAAUAUGUGUGGCAGACUGGAGUCACUAUCAGAGAAUGUACAGCAGAUCAAAAAUAUAAUAAACGGGCAGGUUUCUGGACUGUGGACCUGUGUUAAUGGACUCAAUGCCACCGUCAUUACUCAGGGAGAAGCCAUACACAACAUCGAGAGCGUUCAUUUGGAGAAUAUCCAUGGCAAGAUGAACAAUUUCAACUCCACCCUACUGGAUAUAAUGGAAACAUUCCAGACUUUCACCAAACAGGACUUUAUCGGACCUCCUGGACCACAAGGAGAGAGAGGCCCAGAAGGUUUACCAGGUCCUAUAGGUCCCGAGGGCAGACAAGGUCCCCAGGGCAUAUCAGGGAUCCCAGGACCAAUUGGUGAGCCAGGCCUAAGAGGAGAAAAAGGUCCUCCAGGAGAUGAUGCAAAAGUACCACGGCUGUCCUUUUCUGCAGCACUUACACAACCACAGGUUCAUGCCGGAACCAUUGUCUUCAACAAAGUGUUUGUCAACGACAGGAUGUCUUACAGUCCACACACUGGUAUAUUCACGGCACCGGUGACUGGACGUUAUUUCUUCAGCGCAGUUCUGACUGGUCAGAAGAACGUGAAGAUCGAGGCAGUGUUGUCGAAGUCUAACUACGGUAUUGCGCGUGGAGACUCAACUGGAUACCAGCCAGAGGGUUUGGAGAAACCUGUUGCUGAAACAAGGAACACUCCAGGAUCCCUGGUCAUUUUCAACAUCAUCCUUCCCCUGGAGGUGGGAGACACCGUGUGCAUUGACCUGGUCACAGGGAAACUGGCUGAUUCUGUGGAACCUCUUACCAUGUUCAGUGGCAUGUUGCUGUAUGAGGACGUGGACGCUGUGGUAUAAGAGUGAAAUGAUUCGGUGAAAUAUUCAGGUUUAUUGUUGCCACCUAUUGUUCAUAUUUGGUGCAGGAGAUUUGCUUUUUUCAAGAGCAAUGAAAGCAUUUGGUUUGACUUGAACGUUUCGGAUCGAUCACGUUGUUAAUAUUAAUUAAUGUUCAUGCAGCAAGAAGAUUGUACUGUGUCAGUGGUUAAGUCUUGAAAUUUUAACAUGAAGCUCUCGAUCAUCAUCCAUCCAGGAUCUGUGUAACUCCCCCAAACUACUGCUUUUACAUUUGGUCUAUUUUAAACAUGCAAUUUGGAGAGAGAGAGAGAGAGAGAGAGAGAGAGAGAGAGAGAGAGAGAGAGAGAGAGAGAGCACAAGAGCAAUGUGUCUGCUUAAGGCUCCGUUCGAUUUUCCCUGAAAUGGAAAUAAGAAUGUUGUCCUUUUUUAUUAUUUUAUUUCUUUAAAAUUCCAUAUUCGGUGGGGAAAGAUUCACACUCUCGCAUUUGUGACUACGAUUCGAUGAGCAAAACCAAACAUAAAGGCAAAAAUAAGGUUGUGUUCUUAUGAGAUAUUUCAGAUCAUAUACCGUAUGGACAUGAGCAACCCAUGAACUGUUUUUUACUGCUUUUAACAAAAAUACAAAUCGAUAGCUCCAACAUACUGCAGCUUUGAAGCUCACAUCCUGUUCACGACUUUGUGAGAAGGAACAGAAGGAUUGAACAUGAACAUUGAAACACUUAAUGCAAGGGAUUGUGCUUUUCACUGUGACUGUUGUGAGAACAAAAACUGGCCUCUUGAGCUAAAUUAACCCAAAAAGGAAAAGAAAAAAAAAAGAAAGAAAAGGAACCAGAUCUUGUAAAGCCACUGGACUUGUUUCAUUAAACAAUAAUGUGUAUAUUUUGAUUUAUACUCUGAAUGCUCAUAGUUUCUUUACAGUAUUAUUGUUGAUCAAAUACAGUCUAAGCAUAUUUUACUUGUCAUCCAAAAAGUUUGCAGAUGAUCUUUAAAGGUGCUUUUUAUUUUAAAUUUUUAUUUUUUGUGGAUGUUACCAUUUAUAAUCUUUUCAUUUCUAACAUUUGGCAAAAAAUACACCACACCUCUAUAGACAUAUUAUAGAUAUAUUCUUUUGUGUGUGUUUGUUGGUGUGUGCACGUGUGUGUUUAAUAAAGAUAAUUAAAACAUUAUUUGUAAAAUA
Molecule: messenger RNA, 4593 nt
Organism: Tachysurus fulvidraco (yellow catfish)
Lineage: Eukaryota; Metazoa; Chordata; Actinopteri; Siluriformes; Bagridae
Gene: emilin1a
Product: elastin microfibril interfacer 1a
Exons: 8
Coding region: 363-3419 (1018 amino acids)
Molecular function (GO): protein binding
Source: RefSeq, a predicted model, not a curated record